GUCAGCUGUUUCGUGACGUAGUUCCGGGAGCUCCAUGCCAGUAAAGGUACGGUGAAGCCGCGGAGCUGGGGCAUGAAGCAGUUUCCGGGGCCUUCGGUUCCACUUGUAAACAUGGCGGAGGAGCUGCUGGAAGCGGUGGAGAGAUUGCAGUCCAGACUCUCCGAGAACCAAGAGCCUCGGAAGCUGCAGAAGACAUUGAAGAGGCUGGCAGAGCUACCCAUGACUGUGGACAUCCUGGUGGAAACUGGUGUUGGGAAAACUGUGAAUUCUCUCCGGAAAAAUGACUUAGUGGGAGAGUUUGCUAAGGGCUUAGUGGCUAAAUGGAAGAAACUUGUGCCCCAGCCUGCUGAUCGGCCUACUCCCACUAAAGAUGUCCGCUCACACUCACAAGCAUUAGACCUUAAAAGAGGCCAUAAACGAGCACGCGAACCUUCUCCCGAAGACAUGCGCCACGCAGAGGAGGAGGAGGAGGAGGAUGAGGAGGAGGUGGAAGACGAGGAAAAGGAGGAAGAAUACGAGCACCAUGAGCAAGAAGAAGAGGAGGAAGAGGAGGAACAUGAACAUGAACACGAACAUGAACACGAACAUGAACAUGAACACGAACAUGAACAUGAACACGAACACGUCAGCCGGUACCAACACAAUUACUCCCCCUCUCCUCCGCAAGCAUACAGCCCCACAGCGCCCGGUCUCGCUGGCGAACGCCUGCCACAGUACCAGCCGGCCUACGACAGUCCUCAGGAAGAGUCUGCGCCCAGUCCCCCACGGAAAGAGCCCCGCCACAGCAAGCCCCACCGAGACCCAGCCAGAGAAUAUAAAGACCGCCCGAGAGAACGUCACAGCACCCCCGGUGGCCUGGAGCAGGAGCGGCGGAAACAACCUCCUCAAUCGGCGGCGAGUAUUGGGGGUGUUGAAGGGAAGAAGAGCAGCAACCGGGAACCGAGUAGCAGCAGCAGCGGCAGCACACAUCGACAAGACAAACACAAAAAUACACACGCACCGCACGACAGGAAACACACACCACAUGACAGCAGGAAGGAGAAGAAGGGAGGAAGCGAUGGGAGGGCUCACGUGAAGCGAGAGGAGGUGGAGCCUCAGGAGGAGGACAGGGACGAUUUUGAGACCCCAACCAUGUCCUUCGAGUCCUUCUUGACGUACGAUGCGCCCACCCCAACCAAGAAGAAGAAGAAGCCGCAGCAGCUUAAGCCUUCCCCGAGACCUGCUGCUCCUCCACCCCCAGCGCACCCCUCCAAACCCAGCACCACCAACGGCUCCCGCAGCAGCAAGCGCUCCGAACGUGCUCCGAGCCCCACCUCCACCCCCAUCGCCCCCACACCUGAGAAACGCAGAAAGGUGGUGGACGUGAUGCCCACCCUGCCUGACAUUCCUCUGCCAGCCAUCCAGCCCAACUACCGGCCCCUCCCCUCUAUAGAACACCACACGCCCGUGUCCCCGCAGAGACGUAAAGUUCCUGUGUCGAAUGAAGAGGAGGAUUCCGGCUUCACAGGCCGACGGUUUAACUCUAAAAUGACGGUGUACUCCGGCUCCAAGACGGCCUACCUACCCAAGAUGAUGUCCCUAUAUGAGCAGUGCAUCAGAGUCCUCCAGAACAACAUUGACUCAAUCGAUGAGGUUGGGGGCGUACCAUUUGAGAUUCUGGAGCCAGUUCUGGAACGCUGCACCCCAGAACAGCUGUACCGCAUUGAGGAGUGCAAUCAGCACUUUUUGGAGGACACAGAUGAGCUGUGGAUGAAGCACUGCCAGCGUGACUUCAAGCGGGAGACUCCGCAGGAGUAUGAGUCAUGGCGGGAGCUGUACCUGCGCAAGCACGACGAACGGGAUGAGCGCCUGCACAGGCUCACGGUGAACAUCAAGUCGGCCCACGCCAACAAGCCUAAAGGUCGUCAGGUGAAGAUGGCGUACGUGAACUCGGUUGCCAAGCCUCCGCGUGAUGUGCGUCGCCGCCAGGAGAAGUUUGGCACCAACAGCGGAACCUCCAGCUCCAGCGCCAGCUCUGGACUACCUGCAGUCCGGAUCAAGCCGGCGAUGGCCUACAGCUCCCAGUCGGAUGACGGGGCCCACUCCUCAUACAGCAGCCCCCCCGAGCCAUCCCGCCCCUCUGUAUCUGGGGGAGGGCACAGCGCGCGUGACAAACCACAGGUCAAAAAAAUUGCUCCAAUGAUGGCCAAAACAAUCAAAGCAUUCAAGAACCGUUUCUCUAGGCGAUAAAGAGAGAGAGAGAGAGUGAGAGAGCGAGAGAGAGAGACUGACUGCAGUGAAAGACUGUAGUUUUGUUUUUUUUAAAAGAGGAAACACACCAUAGGAUUUCUUAAAUGUGUCUGUUCAAAUCCCUACCCUGCCUAAUCCUACAAUGUCUUUAUGGUUAUACAUGUUCUGGACCGACCACUGGACCCCUUCAGUCACACCAGAACACGCACACACACCAAAUUCAUCCUGGCGUGUGGUCCUAUCUAUUCUUCACUCAAAGGCUGGCACUACAAAUGGGCUGAGAUACCAGGCUAUGAACUUUUACGGCAUUCAUAUUUUUAAAACACAUAGCAUUUGGUAGGAUAUCAAAUAACCCAUGGAUUUGAAUUUUGUUCUUUCGGUGAGAUCACACAUACACGUAUACCUGUUACAUCCCCCUGUUUUCACACUGUGUGCAGGUCUGAGUGUAACAUUCACACUGGGGUUUUACUUGAUGUAUCGUAAAGAAUGUGUUCGUGGAGCGCUGGGCUACACACCACCACUGAGAGCGAGAAUGGGAAAAGUGAGAAUUUUCAUAGGAACCCUGCAACUUAAUGCAACUAUUUAUUUAAACCAUCGGGGCCAGACUCCUCAGAGCCUGCCAAACACAAGUGGAUCAAAAAUAUUAAUUUUAAUAGAUUUUAAUAAAUGUAAUAUGAACAUUUUUAAUAAAAUUGACUUUUGCCCUCA
Messenger RNA from Clupea harengus (Atlantic herring), 2937 nucleotides. RefSeq names its product elongin A (gene eloa). Gene Ontology annotation, biological process: transcription elongation by RNA polymerase II. Gene Ontology annotation, molecular function: protein binding. Lineage: Eukaryota; Metazoa; Chordata; Actinopteri; Clupeiformes; Clupeidae. Gene Ontology annotation, cellular component: nucleus; elongin complex. The record is from RefSeq and is a predicted model, not a curated record.